Messenger RNA from Papilio machaon (common yellow swallowtail), 406 nucleotides. RefSeq lists its product as uncharacterized. Lineage: Eukaryota; Metazoa; Arthropoda; Insecta; Lepidoptera; Papilionidae. The record is from RefSeq and is a predicted model, not a curated record. Bases 97 to 330 code for a protein of 77 amino acids. The transcript has 3 exons.
CAUUGACUUCACUUAGAGCUGCAGCUGCGUAUCUCCGUGUUCAAUUUGUAUUUAAUUUCAUUUAAGGUUUAUCGCGAUUGUGAAAAUAAGUAAGACAUGGCAACAAAGUCAAGGCUGAUAAAUUUCUUGAGCGAGGAGCGGUACUCGGUGCUGUCGGCGCGCUACGCAGCAUUCCACGAGGCCAUGAACGAGCCUACACGGCCCGUGGUGCGCGUCUACGACCCCCUCGGAUCGCGCCACCUAUGCGAGCUGCAGCUCGUCAGGAAAGUUAGCGCGGAGCUGCAGCAGAAGAAACAGGAAGAUAUGAAGAAAGCGAAAGCUGCGAACUAAAUGUCAGCUUGAAGAAACAAUACUUCUAUGUACAAACAGGUACAUGUAUAAAUUAGUUGACAACAUUUGAAGAUAU